UUUAUUUCAUUGCAGUGUCCUGAAGUCUUCUAUCCUUCACAAGUGAUUGAGCUAGGUGUCGUUCCAUCGUCGGAUCACUUGAAUUAGCCCAUCAUCACGGGUGAUGGAGGGCUGAAAGGACGCGGCGUACGACUCAGAAAGGUAGACUCGAUCGUAUAUUACAAUCCUAUUUUCUCUGUCCCCUCUCCCUCUCUUUCUCCCUCCCUGUUUUCUUCGACACUCGACCCUGCUCGGCUCCCACGAUUCGUUUUCGACGCAAUUGCUCCAACACUCAAAAACCGGGAAGAACAUGAUUGAUCGAUCGUAGCAUCAAGAUCAGUUAUUGCUACAUCUGUGUGUUUUCGCGAACUUUCUCUCUCCCCCGUGUGUGUGUUGUCUCUCCCUGUGCAUAUCUGGAGGACUCGCUAUUUUUCAGAAAGAACACUUUAGUGGCUUAAGAAACUCUGCGGGUCGUGAUUCGAUUUCAGAAGAGGUACAAGUAUGGCGGGGAUAGCUAUAGUUUUGGAUCUGUUACGGAAAAAUCCGAGUUUCGGUUCCCAGAAAACCGUACAUUCGAACGGUUUCUUCUCAGCAGCAGUUGCAGCUUCCGCCGCAGCUGUAUCCGUGGCCGCUGGAACCCCUUUUGCGUCUAGGCCUUUCUUCGGGAAUGGGGGCAUAUCAGUUGCUCAUUGUGAUGCUGGCGCAGCAAGUGUUGAAGAUUAUGUUUCAGAAAUACGAAGCAUCUCUGGAAAUAUCUUCCAUCAUGAUUCUUUGAAAUACAGUACAAAAGAGUACAUCAUUGAGCUGAAACCUAUAUUAUCAGCCUUUGGAUUGAAGUCUUUUGCGAUGACAUCCUUGAGGUCUUUUCUGAUAUUCUAUUUGCCCCUUUUGGAGCCUCGUAUGGACAUGGAAGAAGAUGAUGAUUUCCUACAAGAUGCACAAGAAGAGCGUCGUGUUGAUUUAGUUGUUCCCUUAAAAAAAUCAGUGAAGCAAAUUGUCCGGGAGACAACUGUUGUAACUACCAGGCGGAUUUUGGAAAGACUUGCAGUCCAUUAUGUUUCACAGCGGAUGGCAUGGAAACUUCUUAAAGAUGUUCCCAAGUCAGCUGUGCGCAAGGCCGGAAGGGGGCUGCCUACAACUGUUUACUUCUUUAGUGUUUGCAGAACAACUUUGAGAGGACAUUUUCUAGGUAUUACAGCAUCUUGGCUUGUCCAAGUGGGCGUUGAAAUCUACCAGUGCUUCUCUGGUAUUUUCAGCUCUAAAGAUGAGGUAGAGAAGGUCGAUAAAGCAGAGAAGGCCAAGCUUCUUGGUAAAAAGGUUUCUGCUACAACUGUGAGGUGUGGUGCAUCUCUUGUUUUUGCUUCCAUUGGUGCAGGAAUUGGUGCCACCCUUUCUCGUCCUUCGGCUGGUCAGUGGAUUGGCUGUGCUGUUGGGGAUUUGGCAGGCCCAGUUAUUGUUGCAGUUUGCUUCGACAAAGUUUUUCAUGUUGACCUUUAGAGCAUCUGAGACUAGAUUGUCUGACAUAUUCUUUACACCUGCUUUAUACUCAACUUGUAAGUGCACAUGCAUAUUGCAAUUAAUUAUUGACGAGUGACUCAAAUCAGGUGUUGGAGAUCAAAGAAGCUACUGGGCAGGCCAUAUGUCAAGAAAAUCCAAUUUUGGAACCAUAAUUAUUGUUUUUUCCUCCUACAUUAGUAAUAAAAAAUUGAUCAGUAAUCCAAAUUGAAACA
Messenger RNA from Malania oleifera, 1709 nucleotides. RefSeq lists its product as uncharacterized. NCBI's taxonomy places the organism in Eukaryota, Viridiplantae, Streptophyta, Magnoliopsida, Santalales, Ximeniaceae. Bases 481 to 1476 code for a protein of 331 amino acids. The transcript has 6 exons. The record is from RefSeq and is a predicted model, not a curated record.